Dovyalis caffra is the source of this 1695-nucleotide messenger RNA. NCBI's taxonomy places the organism in Eukaryota, Viridiplantae, Streptophyta, Magnoliopsida, Malpighiales, Salicaceae. The record is from the annotation of a GenBank genome assembly.
AUGAACGGUUGCCAAGGAAACCCCAGAGACGGAUCAGUCCUCCCUGUUGGCAGCAUUGAAACUCGUACAUUUCCAGCAGUUGUAUCUCCUGUUUUGGCAACCCACGCCCUCAAUUUGGCUAUUUCUGAUUUGAAAGCCAAUCCACCUCGUUUCAAUUCCGGAAUUCUACGUCUCCAGGUGCCAAUCCAACAACAAAUUGAAGCAAUUGAUUGGCUGCAUGCACAAUCACAGCACCAUAUAGUUCCACGUUGUUUCUUCUCUGGUCGAAGACAGAGAAAAGACGAGAGUGAUGUUUUCAGUUUCAGAGGGUUGAUCAAUGGAAAUGGGUAUCAAAAUAGCGCAAUAUCCAACGACCUGCUGAGCGUAGCUGGUGUCGGGGGUGCUGUCCUCUUCAGGAAUGUCCAUCCAUUCUGUUACAAAGACUGGAAGUCCAUAAAGAGGUUCCUCUCUGCCAAAUGCCCAUUCAUUCGUGCUUAUGGGGCUAUACGCUUUGAUGCAAGCUCUAAAAUAUCAUCUGAAUGGGAAGCUUUUGGCUCGUUUUACUUCAUCAUCCCUCAGGUUGAGUUGGAUGAGCUUGAAGGACGUUCAAUGCUUGCCACAACUAUUGCAUGGGAUAAUGCACUUUCAUGGACAUGGGAACAGGCUGUUGAUGCAGCUCAGGCUACUAUGACUCAGAUUUCUUCAACUGUGGUGAAGUUAAAUAAAGAAGUUACUAGAUCAUUCAUUCUAAGCAAUAAUCACAUUCCCAACAAGAUGUAUUGGGAUCUUGCUGUUGAGAGAGCUUUGCAAAUCAUCAACGGAAGCAGCUCGCCACUUACUAAGGUUGUACUUGCGCGUAGCAGCAAAGUUGUAAUUGCUAAUGAUGUUGACCCUAUAGCAUGGCUGGCUUGUCUACAGGUUGAAGGAGAAAAUGCUUAUCAAUUUUGUCUUCAGCCACCCAAUGCACCAGCAUUUAUUGGGAACACGCCAGAGCAACUAUUUCACAGAAAUCGACUUGGAAUAAGUAGUGAGGCUAUGGCUGGAACCCGUGCUAGAGGUGAAUCGAUGGCUCUAGAUCUUCAAAUACAACUUGAUCUACUUUCCAGUCGCAAGGACCAUCUGGAGUUUACAAUUGUACGAGAUAACAUAAGACAAAAAUUAGAGGCUGUAUGUGACAAGAUAGUUGUUGAACCAAACAAAGCGGUAAGAAAAUUCCCUAGAGUUCAACACUUGUAUGCUCAAUUGGCAGGCAAGUUAAGAAGUGAAGAUGAUGAGUUUGAUAUCUUGUCUUCUCUUCACCCUACUCCAGCAGUUUGUGGAUUUCCAGCAGAAGAGGCUAGACAUUUAAUUGCAGAAACUGAAGUAUUUGAUCGAGGGAUGUAUGCUGGGCCUGUUGGUUGGUUUGGAGGAGAAGAAAGUGAGUUUGCUGUUGGCAUCAGAUCAGCGCUGGUAGAAAAGGGUCUUGGUGCAUUGAUCUAUGCUGGGACUGGGAUUGUAAAAGGCAGUAAUCCAUCUUUGGAAUGGGAUGAACUGGAACUAAAGACAUCACAGUUCACCAAGCUGCUUAAAUUUGAGGGCCCAUCAAGACCAAAAACAGAACUCAGGAAUGAUCAAAUGACAAGUUCCAUAUCAUACUGUGGCAUAAUUGAAUUACGUGUCCCUUCUACUCUCAAGAAGUCUCGAGUUUUAACCCCAGGCAUUCAUGCUUGCACAUAA